UUCAAGUGCCAUGAAAGCGUCAUUCAGUCACUCCAUGAUGGGCUUUGCCUACCUUCACACCAUGAAGAUCUGAAUGUAGACCUAAACAGAGGGAGUGAAUAGAGGAAAAACAAGAUCUGUUCCAAUUACACAGAUCAUGAUUGUUAGAUAGCGCCCCACAUCGCGAUGACUAUGGCUCCCCGAAAAAGGAAUCGUCAUGCCUUGGGGUUUCUUUGCUGCUUUGGGGGCAGUGACCUGCCUGAAAUCAACCUCAAGGACAAUAACCCCCUGCAGUUCUUGGAGUUCUCCGUGCCAAUCCCACCAGCGGAGGAGCUCAAUGCAAGGUUCUCUGAGCUUGUGGAUGAAUUGGAUCUUACAGAUAAGAACAGGGAGGCAAUGUUUGCACUCCCUCCAGAGAAGAAAUGGCAGAUUUACUGCAGCAAGAAGAAGGAGCAGGAAGACCCUAAUAAACUUGCUACGAGUUGGCCGGAUUAUUACAUUGACCGCAUCAACUCCAUGGCUGCAAUGCAGACAUUGUAUGCUUUUGAUGAAGAAGAAACGGAAAUGAGGAAUAAAAUAGUUGAAGACUUGAAGACAGCCCUGCGGACUCAGCCCAUGAGGUUUGUGACAAGAUUUAUUGAGCUGGAUGGCCUGACCUGCUUGCUGAACUUCCUGAAGAGUAUGGACUAUGAGACCUCAGAGAGCCGCAUACACACAUCCGUUAUAGGAUGCAUCAAGGCUCUGAUGAACAACUCCCAGGGACGGGCACAUGUCCUGGCCCACCCGGAAAGCAUCAAUAUCAUUUCUCAGAGUUUACGGACUGAGAACAUAAAAACCAAGAUUGCAGUGCUAGAGAUCCUGGGGGCCGUUUGCUUAGUGCCAGGAGGCCACAAAAAGGUCCUGCAGGCCAUGCUUCACUACCAGGUCUAUGCGGCGGAGAGGACAAGAUUCCAGUCAUUGCUCAAUGAACUCGACCGAAGCCUGGGGCGAUAUCGAGAUGAAGUGAAUCUCAAAACUGCCAUCAUGUCCUUUAUUAAUGCCGUUUUGAAUGCAGGUACUGGUGAGGACAAUUUGGAAUUUCGAUUGCACCUACGAUAUGAAUUUCUAAUGCUGGGUAUCCAACCUGUUAUUGACAAGCUCAGAGGACAUGAAAAUGCAACAUUGGAUAGGCACUUGGAUUUCUUUGAGAUGGUCAGAAAUGAAGAUGACUUGGAACUUGCAAAGAGGUUUGAUGUGGCACAUAUUGACACAAAGAGUGCUUCACAGAUGUUUGAGAUGGUCAAGAAGAGGUUGAAGCACACAGAUGCUUAUCCAUAUUUAUUGUCCGUACUCCAGCACUGCUUGCAAAUGCCUUAUAAACGAAAUGGGGGAACCUUUCAACAAUGGCAGUUGUUAGACAGGAUACUGCAGCAAAUAGUUCUUCAGGAUGAGCGAGGGGAUGAUCCUGAUAUAGCUCCUUUGGAGAACUUCAAUGUCAAGAACAUCAUCAAGAUGUUGGUAAAUGAGAAUGAAGUGAAACAGUGGAGAGAUCAGGCAGAGAAAUUCCGAAAAGAACAUGCUGAGCUGAUGAGUAGGCUAGAGAAGAAAGAAAGGGAAUGUGACAUAAAGACCCAGGAGAAAGAGGAAAUGAUGAAGACCUUGAAUAAAAUGAAGGACAAGCUGCAGAAAGAAUCUCUGGAACUACGCCAAACUCGGGACCUUGUAGUUCAACUCAACGAGUUCUCGCAAGGUGGCAACAUUCCCUUCCCGCCCCCACCUCAGCUGCCUCCCGGUGGCCCAUUUGCUUUGUCUUCUUCUCUACCAUCAUCGGAUAUCUUGCCACCCCCUCCACCCCCUCUACCAUUCUCUAGUUGCCCCCCUCCACCAGCUCCACCACCUCCUCCAGGAGGACCCCCACCCCCACCUGGGGCACCACCAUUCUUCAGCAUGGGUAUGCCUCCACUUUCCACCACCACUACCUUCAGCAGCAGCAGUAGCAGCCUAAAGAAGAAAUCAAUCCCACAGCCAUCUCAUCCACUGAAGUCUUUCAACUGGGCCAAACUGACUGAGGAGAAGAUUCAUGGCACAAUUUGGCACGAAAUUGACGAUUUAAAGGCUUUCAAGAUGUUGGAUUUGGAGGAUUUUGAAAAAAUGUUCUCAGCUUAUCAAAGACACCAGGACCUGCUAACUAACCCUUCUUCCUCCUGUAAGCAGAAGGAAAUGGGAUCAACUGAAGAUUUGUACCUGUCCAGUCGAAAGGUCAAAGAGCUUUCUGUGAUUGAUGGCCGGAGAGCUCAAAAUUGCGUCAUCCUUCUUUCCAAGUUGAAACUAUCCAAUGAAGAAAUACGACAGGCAAUCUUGAAAAUGGACGAAGAAGAAGAUCUGGCAAAAGAUAUGCUGGAGCAGCUACUAAAGUUUGUUCCAGAGAAGAGCGAUAUUGACCUGCUGGAAGAGCAUAAGCAUGAAAUUGACCGCAUGGCUCGGGCGGAUCGUUUUCUUUAUGAAAUGAGCAGGAUUGACCACUACCAGCAGCGACUUCAAGCACUAUUCUUUAAGAAGAAGUUUCCAGAGAGGCUUGCAGAAGCCAAGCCAAAAGUGGAAGCUCUUCUCUUGGCCUCCAAAGAGCUUACCCGGAGUAAGCGCCUGAAGCAGCUCCUAGAGGUUGUUUUAGCCUUCGGCAAUUACAUGAACAAAGGCCAAAGAGGAAAUGCAUACGGCUUUAAGGUCUCCAGCCUGAACAAAAUAGCAGAUACCAAAUCUAGCAUCGAUAAGAACAUUACGCUGUUACACUACUUAAUUAUGAUCUUCGAAAAGAAUUACCUAGAUAUCCUAGACAUGCAGUCUGAAUUGCAGCAUCUUCCAGAAGCAGCAAAAGUCAACCUGGUGGAGCUGGAGAAGGAAGUUAACAACAUAAAGACUGGAUUGAAAGCUGUUGAAGCUGAGCUAGACUACCAGAAGAGACGUAUGCGGGAAGCGGGUGAUAGGUUUGUCCCCGUCAUGAGUGACUUUAUCACUGUAGCCAGUUUUAGCUUUUCAGAGCUGGAAGACCUUCUGAACGAUGCGAGGGAUAAGUACACCAAGGCGCUGAAGCAUUUUGGAGAGAAUGAGGGUAGGAUGCAACCAGAUGAAUUUUUUGGCAUCUUUGACACCUUCCUGCAGUCAUUCACAGAAGCCAAGCAAGAUCUGGAGAAUAUGAGAAAGAAGAAAGAAGAGGAGGAGCGCAGGGCACGAAUGGAAGCUAUGCUAAAGGAACAGAGAGAAAAAGAGCGACGACAGAAGAAAGCAAAGGCUGGCAGCAUCUCCGAGGAAGGAGGAGGAGAAUUCGAUGAUCUUGUGUCAGCACUGAGGUCAGGCGAGGUCUUCGACAAGGACUUAUCCAAGCUCAAGCGCAACCGGAAGCGUUCAGGAAACCAAAAUCUGGAGACAAGCCGGGAACGGGCAGUGACAAAGCUCAAUUAUUAAAAGAGGAGGAUGCACAAACAAUAGAAAACAACAAAACAAAGACUAUCACCACAACAAAGGGACAAACAAGCUGAUGGAGACUGGCUGGUGUCUUUCCCUUGGAAGAUUUGUCUAGCCCAUGGCUUAGUUUACUGUUUCCAGGAUGAACAUCUUGACCUCUUCCAUAUUUGUAUAAUCUGGAAUGGUUGUAAAAGUGCCUCUCUAGGGCCUGGAGGAUUUGUCACCAUGACGUUGCUUUGGGUCGAUGGGUUUCUUCCUUGACUUUUUCCUUGAAAGUUCGGUUAGGCCCUGGUGGCGGAAAAAGAUGCCAUUGGGCCCCCUGCAUCUAUUAGCUACAGGGUGAGGGAGGAAUGAAGGAUGUGGUUUACUCUGUGCCAAAAUGUACACACGAAAAGAAGUUCUCCAUCUUGCUGAGAAAAUGCAAGACCGUCUCAGGCUGGUUCUGAAACCUCUGGCCCCCGACUUCAUGGCUUGGCUUGGCCUUCAGGAGUUUCCCAGGGAGUGGUUCUACAGUGUUGCAGUUCUGUACCUCCACUGGAUUUACAAAAGGCCAUUGAUUAAUUGAAGCCGGAGAAUUUUAUUUUUUCACCUCAAGGACAGUUACUUAGUGGCCUACAAUAAGCAAAGCAAGUGAUGCUGCGUCAGAGGAAGUAGAUAGAGCUGCUCAGCUUGAGAGAUGGACAAACUGUUUGCGAAACUCAUGUUUUCGUCUGUCGAGGAAUCAUUUGAGUCUUCGGGGAUGUGCCAAGUCUUCAGGGAUGUGCCAGUCAUGAGAAAAUGGGAAAGAAUGAACCACAAUGUAAGAGUGGUCCAAGCCAGAUCAUUUGUCAUUGCUGAGCAAUGUGUUAGGGAAAGGUUGGGUUAUAAAAAUAAUCCCACAUGCAAAUCUGCAUAAUCCUUGAUAGCACAAUAAAAUGGUUAUUGGGACUGAUAGAGAUAAGAUUUUUUUAAAAGGACAAAUAGAGUUUGUCUGGUGGUUGGAAAUGAGAAUCCAUUCAUUUGUUGGCAGCCAUAACUCUACUGGAAUGAACUGGAGCUUACAUUUAAUCAGGCUGGCCUUCUCAGAAGCCCCACCAUUCCCAGCAAGUGCUGCACAACAGUAUUAAAAAUGAUAAUAUACUACAUCAGUAGGUAGCAGGUAUUCAAGCACUUUUCCAUCUGGAAGGAAGGGACAGAGAGGGCUACAAAGAAGAGUUAAAUAUAAGGUGGACCCAACGAUGGAUUACCCCAGUGGAUCUUAAAAAGAGCUCUGAAAAUUACAGAUAAUUAAUUCAAAAAUAGUUUGUUGUUACACGAUGAUACUACCUAUCAUGCACAGACAACACACAUACACGCAGAGCCUACUAAUAUCUUCCUGUUUCACUGCGUUUUUAUGGUUGUACAGCAAUAGAAGUAUAUGGCGUAAGGUUUUUUUUAGUCUUUCCAAAGUGAACAGUUGGUUAUCUUCCCUUAGCUGAACACAGGAAAAAAUAUGGGGGUAGGCUUGGAUAUAAAGCACAGAGAUAGAAAUUUAAUCCCAUUUCUGGAAAAAAUUAAGCGGGAUAUGGGGAAUCCAGAAGAAGCUCAAAUUGUCACGUUAAUCGCUUGCUUUUGUUGGUCUCUCAACAUAUGAUUUAAUUUUGGACUUAACCUUGAGUCUGUAGAACAGCAGAUGUCUGAAGCACAAGCACUGUCCAAUCAAUAGUCUAUGCAAACAACGUUAGAAAAUUGUAGGGGGGUGGUUGUUGGGCAGAUUAGGAAGAGUAAACAAAGUGCUCAAAACUCUGGAGAUAAGCAAACAAACAAAAACAACCUGUCCAGGUUUUAUCUCCUGCGUUCCAGUUCUAAAUAUUCUGUUCAUGACAUUCAUGAUUUAUACUCACAGUGAAGGGCUGGUUACUUUCCAAUAGCUGGAUGUCUUGUUCUCCAUUAUGGUGGCUUCUUUGUAUGCGCCGCAAACCAACCCAAGUGAUUUCUUUAUUAUUAUUAUUAUUAUUAUUAUUAUUAUUAUUAUUAUUAUUAGAGCAUUUGUUUUCUGAAACAUUUUGGAAGGCCAUACAAGCUCAAAUUUCAGGGGCUAUGUUUGCCUCCAAGAUGAUAAAAUACACAUUUUAAAGAAAAUAUAAAUGCUAUUCCAAUCUCCUUGCUACUCUCUGUACUUAGGAGAGGUAGAAUUACACCAUGGGUGUUGUGUUGUGGAAGCCAUUUGAGAUAAAAGUAAUACAUGCCAUAGCGGGAGGCAAGUGGAUUUAGUUUGCUGUAAACCCGCAAAUCCCACGAUUACUCUCAUUUCAGAGUGUAAACUUUAGGUUUUCUUUCUUCUGUGAAAUGUCUUUCAUUUCUCCUUUGCGUCGCUCCCAGCAACCUGGCCUGUGGAGAUAUUACUUACAAAGGAUAAAUCCCAACUCAGAGGCUCAGGCUCGUCUGUAACCCUUCCUGCACUGUGGAGAAAAAUAUAGAAUUGGAUCCAAGUUUAUGUGAAUGUGCUGUUAUCUCUUGCUAAUGCUCUUACCAUGAAGCCCAUUCUUUCUAGGUAUGGAUCAAGGGAUAGGAAUACAGGAUAUUCUCCAGGCUUGAGGGGACCGUCAGCAUCAGACAGCAGCAGUGGUAGAUGGCAGGCAGCCACCAUUACAAAAAAAACCUCACAGUGUCAUAGCAGGCUUUCCAGGGCAUUGUGGGAAUUUUUAAUGGCGGCUUCAAACCACCCACUACUCAUCCCAGGGAGCCGGAGGAGGGUGACCCAUGCUGAUGCACCUGGGACAGAGUGGGGAGAUGUUUUGUUCAAAUAAGACACUUUUCCAUGAGAGGGAAAAGGGGGCAAGAAGAAAGCAUAUAAACGCUGCAGACUGCUACAUCUGUCCCCCUCCCCUGCCAAGUAAUGUCAGACAGACUUAUUUUUACUGUCAGUCACAUGUAAAACAUACAGUCCUCGAGUAUUUUUUCACAUAGGGUUGGAUCUAGGAUCUGCCUACCUCAAGAGAGAGGGACCUUAUGCAAGAGGAAGGGAUCCCUGUGCCCCAUUUUGGGGGAUCCCCCCUACCCCAUCCCAGCCCGCCCACCCAGCAGGGUUUCCUGACUCCCUGCAUAGCAUUUUCAAUGAGCUAGAAGGGCAGCCAUUGGGAAGGAGUGGGACGGAAGUCCACUUUUGUCAGCACAGUUGAUCCAGCUUAAAUCUGGAUCCAGCCCAUACUCUACACUAUCCACAGACAUCUAGGUGAAGUUUCCUAGGCUACAGUCAAGAUCUAAAGGUGUAUUUAAUGAGUCUAAGAGAGCCUUUAAAAAAAAAGCCGUUCUAUGGUUUCUAUUCUAUUAAUUUUUAAGCUACAACUCAAGUUGUUCAUUUUUCUGCAUUAUGCUGCAACCUAUAGGUUCUCUAGUGUAAGCAUGAAAUUGUACUAAAAGGGAAUUAAACUUACAAUAGGAUUCAUUCCUUUUGUAACAAAGCUUCAUCACAUUUGAGUCACUCAUUCAGUUGGGAAAUGUCAAUUUUCAGGAACAACUUGGGGAAUUUAGUUGCAGCUUUCCAUGACCUAUAAUGGAUAAUCCAGAUUGUCAGAGAUCGUAGAAGCCAAUUUUCAUGAUCCAGAAAGCAUGAACUCUCAUUAGAGAAAAAUCACUCUAGUUCUAACCACAUUCACUCAGAAGUAAGUCACAGUGAUUUUAAUAGAAUUUGCUUACAAGGAAAUAUAGUUAGGAUUGCAGCCUAUUACCUCCUCAGUGAAGACCAUGAGCACUGCCAAACUGGCUCUGGUAUUUUGAGAUGCUCAUGGGUUUUCCUGAGGGAAAUGUCUUUUAAUACUGCACCCAUUAUGCUGUGGAUGUGUUGUUGACAUAUGAGAAUUGCUUAUAGUAGCUGCCUUGGGGGUGCCUGUGGACUGAAAGAACAGGGUUGAAGUACUGAAAAAAAAUGAAUGAAAUAAAAAUAAAUGGAGCAGACCUGAAUCAGCUUAAAUCCAAAUAUCCAUUUUUUUUCCCCUCUGUGGACUAGCGGGUAAGUUCUUCAGCCAGGUUAUGUAGUGCCCUUCUCUCUGGAGAGCUUCCAUUUUAACCAAGUUCUCUCCAGAGCAUCAUUUUAUCCAUAUGAUUGUUCUGAGAAGUCAUUGAUACUCGGCUCUACUCCCCCACCCCCAGCAUCUGAACUUACCCUUUGUAGUGGGUCAUUUCCUAGCCAGAAGCUUCUUUCACUGGCCGCAUGAUGCCCCCCCUUUCUUUUAUCCCUACGUGUAAUUGCACUGUCUGUGAUUCCAUGAGCAGCAGGAAGGCUGUAUCACAUGCUUGUUCUGAACAUGUAGAUUGCCCCUUUAGACGUUCAGCAUGGCUGCUGUCUAGGAGUGCAUUCUCACAACCCUGUCUGCAAAACUGUGGUUAAUUUCUGACUUAAUCUAUUCUUUUCUGGCCACGCUUGUCACUUUUUGAGCCACCAUUGUGGAAGGCAUCAGUAUUCUUCUGUGGGUGUGCUAAGCUCCAUUUGAACUGCAGUUUGAAGUGCAUCCAUGCACCACAUGCAAUUUAGAGCAGAGAAGCUGCUUCUCUGUGCCAACUUUCCACCUCCCGCCCCUGGCCAGAAGUCAAACAGAGAACUGGUCCAUCACUUCGGCUUCAAUGCAGAUCACAGCUGUAAGAUUUUAUGCUCACUUUGCUCUCCCUCUC
Messenger RNA from Elgaria multicarinata webbii, 8049 nucleotides. RefSeq names its product dishevelled associated activator of morphogenesis 2 (gene DAAM2). The transcript is spliced from 26 exons. The record is from RefSeq and is a predicted model, not a curated record. Bases 166 to 3420 code for a protein of 1084 amino acids. NCBI's taxonomy places the organism in Eukaryota, Metazoa, Chordata, Lepidosauria, Squamata, Anguidae. Gene Ontology annotation, molecular function: actin binding; small GTPase binding. Gene Ontology annotation, biological process: actin cytoskeleton organization; negative regulation of oligodendrocyte differentiation; positive regulation of canonical Wnt signaling pathway.